Hansenula ciferrii is the source of this 1446-nucleotide messenger RNA. It is a transcript of the gene MSS1, whose product is annotated as Mss1p. The transcript is spliced from 2 exons. Bases 1 to 1446 code for a protein of 481 amino acids. Gene Ontology annotation, cellular component: mitochondrion; cytoplasm. Gene Ontology annotation, biological process: tRNA wobble uridine modification; tRNA methylation. The record is from RefSeq and is a predicted model, not a curated record. Gene Ontology annotation, molecular function: protein binding; GTPase activity; GTP binding. Lineage: Eukaryota; Fungi; Ascomycota; Saccharomycetes; Phaffomycetales; Wickerhamomycetaceae.
AUGUUUUCUUUGAAGAAGUUUAUACCCAGAGAGAGUAUAAUAAGACACAUAAGGUUCUCAUCGACAUCCCAUUUGCCCACUGUCUAUGCUUUAUCAACCUCUCAUGGGAGAGCUGCGAUCGGUGUUAUAAGAGUUACAGGUACAGAAUCACAGUUUGUAACCUCAGUAAGGAAGCUUUAUGAUCCUAAGACAUCAAUUUUAUUAGAUGAAUCAUUAGCCAUUUUAUUCAAUGGCCCAAAAUCAUAUACAGGUGAAGAUCUUUUAGAGUUACACCUCCACGGUGGUAAUGCUGUUAUAAAAGCGGUAUUGAAAGCAAUAGAGUCAUUACAUACGAAUGAAAAACCAAUACGGUAUGCUGAAGCUGGUGAAUUUUCUAAAAGAGCUUUUCAAAAUGGUAGAUUUGAUCUUACUGAAAUUGAAGGUAUAAGAGAGUUAAUUGAUGCUGAGACCGAAUCUCAAAGAGUUGGUGCGUUGGAUUCAAUGACUGGUAGUAAUAAAAUCAGAUUUCUGGAAUGGAGAGAGAAGAUUGUUGACUCUAUUGGGCUAUUAACUGCUAUUAUUGAUUUUUCAGAAGAUGCUGAGAUCGAGGAUAUAGAUAACAUUUAUAAAAAUGUUGAUAAAAAGGUAACUGAACUUCAAAAAGAAAUUGAUCAAUUCUUGAAAAGAACCCAAAGCUCUGAAGUUCUACUGAAAGGUAUCAAGCUAACUCUUCUCGGUCCACCAAAUGCUGGUAAAUCAUCCAUUUUAAAUAAGUUGGCAAAUGAAGAGGCCGCAAUUGUUAGUGAUAUUGCAGGUACAACAAGAGAUAUCAUCAAUGUUCCACUAAACAUUCAUGGCUAUAAAGUGGUUGUUGGUGAUACAGCAGGUAUUAGAGACCUAGCAAAAGCUGAUAAAAUCGAAGCUGAAGGUAUUAAAAGAGCUAAAAUACAAGCACAAGUUGGUGAUUUAGUUAUCGUUGUACUACCUGCUAAUGAUGCUCAUAUAGAUGAAGAACUAGUUGAUUUGAUCAAGGUAUUGAAUAAAGAAAAGAAAGUCUUGGUGAUCUUGAACAAGUGUGACUUAGUAUCAAAAGAGGAAGUUAUGCACUUGAUAGAUAAUUCAUCCCAUAUACUGAAUGUGCCAAAAGACAACUUCUUACCAGUUUCUUGUUACAACGAUGAAGGUAUUGAUCAAUUAAGUAAUGGUCUUAUCGAAGAAUUCAAAGUCAUCAGUGCCACUGAAAAAUCAGAUCCUAUAAUGAUUACACAGAGAGUUAAAGAUAUCUUGAUCAAUGAUGUGUUAAAUGGGUUCAACGAAUUUAAAACGUAUAAAGAUUUAGAUGAUGUUGUUAUUGCAACUGAAAGCUUAACCCAGUCAGUUGAAGGUAUUGGUAAGAUUACAGGUGAAACAGUUGGUGUUGAAGAGGUCUUAGGUGUCGUGUUUUCAAGUUUUUGUGUUGGAAAAUAA